Messenger RNA from Carassius gibelio (silver crucian carp), 6005 nucleotides. RefSeq names its product hemicentin-1. Lineage: Eukaryota; Metazoa; Chordata; Actinopteri; Cypriniformes; Cyprinidae. The transcript has 28 exons. The record is from RefSeq and is a predicted model, not a curated record. The coding region runs from base 120 to 5879 and encodes 1919 amino acids.
CUGACACCACCAAAAUAUAUUCACCCACAAACACCAAAUGUGCUGUCAGAGUUUGUUCUGAAGACACUGGAGCUCAACGGAAUAAUAUAACUGCCUUAAUUUCAUCAGCAGCAGACAGAAUGACGGUUCCUGAAGGGAUUCCUCUGCUUCUGUUUGUUCUUACGGUUACGGUCUUCUGCACCAGCUCAAAAGAAAAGUUAAUAACUGUGCCUGAAAAACCAGAAGAAAUUAAUGAAGGAUCAUGUGUGACCAUCCCCUGUGCUUACAAAAAAGAAAAUGACGAAACAUCUACACUGUUGUGGUUUAAAGAUCCAAAAUAUGAGUCACAAAUGUAUAUCGGGACUAUUGUAUACAGUAACACAGAGAAACGUCCCCAGUCACCAGAUUACUCCAGCAGAGCUGAAUACAUCACCAAUGCAACAUCACUGAAGCAGCAAACACACCAGGAUGACAACUGGAUAAAAUGUGAUUUAAGAAUCACCGAUCUUCAAAAGACAGACAGUGGGAAAUACAUGUUUAGAUUUAUUUAUUCCACGACUAAGUUCAUGAGUGAUGCUCUGACUCUCACGGUUACAGACAAUCCUUGUAAGGUGCACAUUGAACCAUCAGAGCUGAUAAAUCCACUCCAAGAGUCAGAAGAGUUGACUGUUCGCUGUUCCACAUCUGGUUUCUGUGAUUCUUAUCCUGAAUGGCUCAUCCAUACAUCAGGACAAAAGCAAGAAUGGGUUUCCUCCUUGACAACUGAUAUGAUCAGACUGACUGAAGAGGAAGGAGGAGACCGAAAGGUCACCAAAUUAAAGCUCAAUGUGACAUGGAAAGAUGACAACCGCACUCUGUCUUGUCGUCCAGCGAAGAGUGAGGACAGCUGCCAGAUCAGAAAUAUCACACUGUCUGUGGAAUAUGCUCCUAAAGACACAAAGGCAACCGUGAGCUCUGAAGAUGUAAAGGAGGGAGGUUCAGUCACUCUCUCCUGCAGCAGCGCAGGACGCCCUGAUGUCAGCUUCACAUGGUUCAGAAACGAGAAAACAGAACAAGUUCAACAAACGUCUAACUUGACACUAACUAGUGUGAAACCAGAAGACAGUGGAGAAUAUUACUGUGAAGCUAAAAACACGCUUGGAGAAAAGAAAUCAAAUAUCAUUCAAAUUGAUGUGAAGUAUGGUCCACAAGGCGUCACAGUUCAUCCUCUGGACAGUGUUACAGAUCUCAAAGAGGGAGGCAAACUAAAACUGAAGUGUUCAGUCCAGAAAAGUAACCCAACAGUCAAUCAGUUUACAUGGUACAAAAAUUCCCAAGCCCUGUAUAAAACCGGCGAAACACUCAUCAUCAAUGAAGUUACUGCAGAGGACAGAGGAUCUUACCAGUGUCAGGCUGAUAAUGGGAUAAAAACUGUGAAAUCAAAUGACCUCUGGGUUUCUGUAAUGUAUUCACCAAGAAACAUCAAAAUCGAGGGCUCUGCCUCUGUAAAAGUGGGCACUCCACUGACUUUGACGUGCUCAGCUGAUGCUAACCCUCCGUCACACAUGUACACAUGGAAGCACAAACCUGGACUGUCUUCUUUCCCGUUAUCAAUAGAAACUAGACAGUUAAAUAUUGAGAAUGUGACCAUUCAACAUGCAGGGCAGUACACAUGUGAUGUUACCAACACUAUUGGCACAAGAUCACGCACCAUUACAGUUGGUGUGCUUUAUCCUCCAUCUAAUCUCAGUUUGAUCAUGAAGGAGGAAGUGAGAGAGUUUGAAGUGAUCUCCAUUAUCUGCUCGGUUCAAAGCUUUCCUGACUCACAGCUCACAGUGACAGGACCUCGGGGUGAUCUGAAAUCUGUUCAGAAGAAUCGAGUGAACAGCACUGCAUCGGCAAACAUGUUGACUCUAUACUUCAAUGUCUCUGAGUCAGAUGCAGGGAUGUACACAUGCAAAGCAGAAAAUUCAGAAGGAAAUUCAGAAACUAAACGAGAGCUAAUUGUGUUGCAUGCACCUAAAAAUGUGAGUGUAAGCUCUAAAGGAGAACAGAAAUCUGGGAGUGAGCUGACCCUUACAUGUGAGGCUCACUCCAAACCUGCUCCAUCCUCAUAUGAGUGGAAGAAACACUUUGAUGGGGGAAUAAACACUGUCGGACAUGAACAGGAACUACAAUUUACCUCUCUGAAAGUCACUGAUUCUGGUCAGUACGUCUGUAUUGCUCAUAAUUCCAUUGGAAAAACAGAAUCCACAUCUGUAGAGAUCAAGGUCAAGUAUGCUCCAAACACGAAUAUUGUCCAUAACAUGACAAUCUUUACUCAGUGGAAUUGGGAGAUUCCAGUCCGUCUGACCUGCAGUGCAGAUGCGUAUCCUCCCGUCACUGAGUACAAAUGGUACAGAGAGGAGGACAACACCACGGUAGUAUCAGAACAGCAGAACUUCACUGUUUGGCAAAAGAGCCCAGGAAUGUAUUACUGUACAGCAGCCAAUGCUAUCGGAAAAUCACAAUCCAAAAGCAUCAAGUUAUUUAUCAGCAGCAACUUUCUCAUGCUCUAUCACAUCAUCUUUCUCCUGCUGAUUUUCACUGGUGCGACCAUCUACCUGAUACACAGGUUAAUCAUCAAGCCAAGAUUUGAUCAACAAAGUGAAACAGAUCCUUUCUACCUUUUCCCGUUCCCAUCCGAAACUACUACAACUGUAUAUUACUAUGGAACUGUCAGCAAAAAUAGCAGCGAAAAAAAAAAUUCAGCAGACAGAAUGACGGUUCCUGAAGGGAUUCCUCUGCUUCUGUUUGUUCUUACGGUCUUCUGCACCGGCUCAAAAGAAAAGUUAAUAAUUGUGCCUGAAAACACAGAAGAAAUUAAAGAAGGAUCAUGUGUGACCAUCCCCUGUGCUUACAAAAAAGAAAAUGACGAAACAUAUACACUGUUGUGGUUUAAAGAUCCAGAAUAUGAUGACAAGUCAAAAAUGUAUAUUGGGACUAUUGUAUACAGUAACACAGAAAAACGUCCCCAGUCUAAAGAUUACUCCAGCAGAGCUGAAUACAUCACCAAUGCAACAUCAACGAAGCAGCAAACACAGCAGAAUAACAACAGGAUAAAAUGUGAUUUAAGAAUCACCGAUCUUCAAAAGACAGACAGUGGGAGAUACGGGUUUAGAACUAUUGGUUCAUCUAAGUUCAUGAGUGAUGCUCUGACUCUCACAGUUACAGACAAUCCUUGUAAGGUGCACAUUGAACCAUCAGAGCUGAUAAAUCCACUCCAAGAGUCAGAAGAAUUGACUGUUCGCUGUUCCACAUCUGGUUCCUGUGAUUCUUAUCCUGAAUGGCUCAUCCACACAUCAGGACAAAAGCAAGAAUGGGUUUCCUCCUCGUCAACUGAUAUGAUCAGACUGACUGGAGAGGAAGAAGAAGACAGAAAGGUCACCAAAUUAAAGCUCAAUGUGACAUGGAAAGAUGACAACCGCACUCUGUCUUGUCGUCCAGCGAAGAGUGUGGACAGCUGCCAGAUCAGAAAUAUCACACUGUCUGUGGAAUAUGCUCCUAAACACACAAAGGCAACCAUGAGCUCUGAAGAUGUAAAGGAGGGAGGUUCAGUCACUCUCUCCUGCAGCAGCGCAGGACGCCCUGAUGUCAGCUUCACAUGGUUCAGAAACGAGAAAACAGAAAAAGCUCAACAAAUGUCUGACUGGACACUAACUAGUGUGAAACCAGAAGACAGUGGAGAAUAUUACUGUGAAGCUAAAAACACGCUUGGAGAAAAGAAAUCAAAUAUCAUUCAAAUUGAUGUGAAGUAUGGUCCACAGGGCGUCACAGUUCAUCCUCUGGUCAGUGUUACAGAUCUCAAAGAGGGAGACCAGCUAAAACUCAAGUGUUCAGUCCAGAAAAGUAACCCAACAGUCAAUCAGUUUACAUGGUACAAAAAUUCCCAAGACCUGCAUAAAACCGGCGAGACACUCAUCAUCAGUGAAGUUACUGCAGAGGACAGAGGAUCUUACUAUUGCCAGGCUGAUAAUGGGAUAAAAACUGUGAAAUCAGAUGUCCGCAGGGUUUCUGUAAUGUAUUCACCAAGAAACAUCAAAAUCGAGGGCUCUGCCUCUGUAAAAGUGGGCACUCCACUGACUUUGACGUGCUCAGCUGAUGCUAACCCUCCGUCACACAUGUACACAUGGAAGCACAAACCUGGACUGUCUUCUGUCCUGUUAUCAAUAAAAACUGGACAGUUAAACAUUGAGAAAGUGACCAUUCAACAUGCAGGGCAGUACACAUGUGAUGUUACCAACACUAUUGGCACAAGAUCAUGCACCAUUACAGUUGGUGUGCUUUAUCCUCCAUCUAAUCUCAGUUUGAUCAUGAAGGAGGAAGUGAGAGAGUUUGAAGUGAUCUCCAUUAUCUGCUCGGUUCAAAGCUUUCCUGACUCACAGCUCACAGUGACAGGACCUCAGGGUGAUCUGAAAUCUGUUCAGAAGAAUCGAGUGAACAGCACUGCAUCUGCAAACAUGUUGACUCUAUACUUCAAUGUCUCUGAGUCAGAUGCAGGGAUGUACACAUGCAAAGCAGGAAAUUCAGAAGGAGAUUCAGAAAUUAAACAAGAGCUAAUUGUGUUGCAUGCACCUAAAAAUGUGAGUGUAAGUUCUAAAGGAGAACAGAAAUCUGGGAGUGAGCUGACCCUUACAUGUGAGGCUCACUCCAAACCUGCUCCAUCCUCAUAUGAGUGGAAAAAACGCUUUAAUGGGGGAAUAGACACUGUCGGAGAUAAACAGGAACUACAAUUUACCUCUCUGAAAAUCACUGAUUCUGGUCAGUAUGUCUGUAUUGCUAAUAAUUCCAUUGGAAAAACAGAAUCCACAUCUGUAGAGAUCAAGGUCAAGUAUGCUCCAAACAUAUAUAUUCUCCAUAACAUGACAACUUUAACUCAGUGGAAUUGGGAGAUUCCAGUCCGUCUGACCUGCAGUGCAGAUGCGUAUCCUGCCGUCACUGAGUACAAAUGGUACAGAGAGGAGGACAACACCACGGUACUAUCACACCAGCAGAACUUCACUGUUUGGCAAAAGAGCCCAGGAAUGUAUUACUGUACAGCAGCCAAUGCUAUCGGAAAAUCACAAUCCAAAAGCAUCAAGUUAUUUAUCAGCAGUAACUCUCUCACGGUGUUCUACCAGAUCUUCUUACCCAUCAUUCUCCUAUUGAUUCUCAUUGUUGUGGCCAUCUUUCUGAUACGCAGGACUAUCGUCAAGGCAAGAUCAAAUCAGCAAAGUGGAGCAGAUAAUCCAUUGUGCUUUUUUCCAGCAUUCCUGUCACGCUCUUCAACAGUGACAAGCUUACUUUUAUUGGGAUCACGUAAUAAUACCCAGGAAAAUCUGUCUGCGGAGGAUAUUCCUGAUCCAGGUUACGGAAGGGUUGGUCAAUCACGUCCAACACCCCAUUCCCAAGAUCCUACACAAGUCCGAGACCUUGAUCCAAGGCCGAAAUCUAAUAUCCACACGGUGUACGCUGCUAUUAAACUGCCACAAAUGAAACCGGGAAAACAGUCCCCCAAACAAGAAAAAACUGGAUAUAUGGACAAUGACGCAGCUACCCUAAACUAUGUCACUCUUGAUUUCAAGGGACAAAAUGAGCCAGGAAAAAGAGUACCUGACAGUUCAUCAGUAUACGCUGUGGUGUCAAAGAAUAAGCAGACAACGAAUUCCCAAACAGAAAAUCCAGAUUAUGAGAAUGUUUCUUCUGCAUGUGUGCCAAAGCUUCCAUUCACAAAUAUGGACUGGGAUUCUGAUACCAGUGAAGAAGAUGAGGUGAAUUACUCCACUGUGUCUUGUUCUGCCAAGCCUGCUGCUAAUCAACCCAAACAUAACCAGAAGAGCCGCCAUAGCAGUUCAAGCUCUGAUGAAGAAGACAGAACUGUAUAUUCAGCCAUAAAAGCAUAGAAACAAGGACUGUCCAACUUAAGUAUAAAUACCAAGUGUUUUAUUCUUAAUUUGUAUUAUACUUAUAUUUUUAUUCUAUAUAGUGUUAUUUUAAAGUGAAAAUAUAUAAACAAUGAUUCUAUAAGA